This is a messenger RNA of Cuscuta campestris, 631 nucleotides long. The record is from the annotation of a GenBank genome assembly. Lineage: Eukaryota; Viridiplantae; Streptophyta; Magnoliopsida; Solanales; Convolvulaceae.
CAGAUCUCACCGUCCCACGGCGGCUCCUCCUCCGUCCCCAACCCCUCUCCUCCCAAAACCCUCGCUCGACUCAUCAACGAUGCCGGAGAAGCGGCCCAGGACACAGAUGAAGAGAACUGCCAGCAUUACUGGCGGUCUGGAUCUUGCUUCCGCCGCCGCCGCCGCCUCUAGAUCCCUCCGUCGGAAAGUCGAAGAUUUCGCCCAAACCGCUGCUAGUUUCUUGAAUGCGUGUUCCCUCUGCAAACGGCGUCUCUUUCCCGGCCGUGACAUCUACAUGUACAGAGGAGACAGCGCAUACUGCAGCGAAGAAUGCAGAGAACAACAAAUAAGACAAGAUGAGAGAAUAGAAAAGUGUUUAUUAAUUGCACCAAAGAGUAAGGCAGCCGCCACAACGGCCACCACGCCAGCCACCGGAUCGGAGGCGGUUGCAACCACCAGCGAAACCAUCGCCGCCCUGUAAAUUAGAUAAUUUUAGCAGCUUUCUUGUUAGAAACCACUCCCCCCCUGUCUCUUAGUUAAGUUUCCACUUGCUUUUUCACGAAGUUUUAGGAUAAUGAAAUUGUAUGAUGGAAGUUUAUGUAAGAGAUGGAGACACUUCUUUCCCUUAUUCGAAUAAGAACUUCUUUAUGGG